This is a messenger RNA of Lynx canadensis (Canada lynx), 1693 nucleotides long. RefSeq names its product polyunsaturated fatty acid (12S)/(13S)-lipoxygenase, epidermal-type-like. The transcript is spliced from 9 exons. Bases 1 to 1272 code for a protein of 423 amino acids. Gene Ontology annotation, molecular function: oxidoreductase activity, acting on single donors with incorporation of molecular oxygen, incorporation of two atoms of oxygen; iron ion binding; protein binding. The record is from RefSeq and is a predicted model, not a curated record. NCBI's taxonomy places the organism in Eukaryota, Metazoa, Chordata, Mammalia, Carnivora, Felidae.
AUGUGGACCUGCGACAGCGGCUUCUCUAAGGAGGCCCCCGAGACCCACACGUGGGGAGGCGGAGGGGCAGCCGACGCUGCUGGGACGGGAGCGGGCCGAUGGCACCGGCAAUACGGUGCUGGCCCCGAAGAGCCCGUGCGGGGAAAGCCCCACGGAGGCUUCAGGACUGGACUUGAAGGGGAGUUCCCGACUCCUCCUCUUGCCCGGGAGCCUGGACAACCAAGCCACGGCCUCCGCCUGCCCAGCACCGUGUACUCGUCCUGCACUGUCACUCGGGAUCCUUGUCGAGGUCCGGGCGCGAGGGGCAAGUACGCUAUCCGCGUGGUCACCAGGGACUCGCUCCUGGCGGGUUCCAGAAACCUGGUGCAGCUGUGGCUCGUGGGCGAACAGGGGGAGGCCGACCUGGGCAAGAAGCUGUGGCCCGUGCGCAGUGAGACGGAGUUCGAGGUCAGCGUCCCCGUGCACCUGGGGCGCCUCCUGCUGGCGAAGCUGCGCAAAAUCCUGCUGGACGACGCCUGGCUCUGCGAACGGGUCUGCGCGCGGCCCCGGGACCCAGGGCGAGGCCCGCUUCCCCUGCUACCGCCGGGCCGGAGAGGGGACAGGCGGAAGGGCGGGGCCGGCGCGGACCGGGUCCAGGGAGGCCUGUGCUCGUGCCGUCCCCCAACCCGGACCCUGAGCGACGACCACCAGGACUUCCUUCAGGCGCAGCGGGAGCAGGAACUCCAGGAGAGAAAGAAGGUGUACCGGUGGGGCUCCCGGAAAGACGGCCCAAUCCUGCCGGUGGCCGGGAGGACGGAGUGUGACCUCCCCAGGAACCAGAGAUUCCUGGAGGAUAAGGAUUUCGACUUCAGGGUCUCCCCGGCGAAAGCGCCAGCGCCCGGGGCCGGAGGGCUUGGCCUCGAGGGUUCCCUGGACCUCACACAUCCAGUUAAAAUAGCGGAAGACUUCAAAAGAGCAUCCCGGCGCGCAGGGACUCCCCUGGCUGGCUUCCGAACGGAUGUCUUCAGAGCGGGUUCCAAGUUCAGGGAAGGAGGACGCCUUCUUCGGGUACCAGCUCCUCAAGGGCGCAAACCCCACGCUCCUGAGGCGGCACCAGCCUCCCAGCGCGGCUGCUGGUGCCUCCGGGGUCGGAAGAGCCGGAACCCCGGGUUUCUCCGAGGCCGCGGGGGUGUCCUGUUCGUUGCAGGGUCCGGGCACUGCAGAAUCAGGCUGGAUCUCUGUCUGAAGCCGACUUCUCCCUGCUGGAUGGGGUCGAGCCGAACGUCAUCUUAAGACAACAGGGUGUGGCGGCCCCUCUGGUCAUGCUGACGCCCCAGCCGACCGAGACUCUUGCCCACCGUCGCCCAGCGAGUCUUUCACAGACACGGAUCUCCUUUAGGGGCUCCGACGCACAGGCCCCGAGGCCCCACUCUCUCUCCUGGUCAGCCACCGCGCCACGGAUGCCCCCGCCCCCACUGUUCCUGCCCUCCGGUCCCCGCGUGGCCUGGCUGCUGGCCAAGACCUGGGUCCGCGGCUCCCAUCUCCAGCUGUCCCAGCUACAGUCACAACCUGCUGCGGGGACCCUUGAUGGCCGAGGUGACCUCUGUGGCCACAGUGAGGACCCUGCCCGGCCCGCACCCUGCCUGCAAGCUAUUUCGGCAUCUCUCCUGAGUACGGCACUCAGGAAGCAUCUCUGUGGAGUCUGAGCUCGUGG